UUGUGACUGGAAGUCACAGGGCCAAUUGCUAAGCCAUGCAGUCACAGAGGGAACACAGAGCCUAGUUGUAAACGGACAGAGACGAGAGGGGCAAGGGAGGACAGUGGAUGACAGGGAAGACGAGUGGGGGCAGAGCUGCUCAGGACCAUGGCUGAGGCCAUCACCUAUGCAGAUCUGAGGUUUGUGAAGGCUCCCCUGAAGAAGAGCAUCUCCAGCCGGUUAGGACAGGACCCAGGGGCUGAUGAUGAUGAGGAAAUCACCUACGAGAAUGUUCAAGUGCCCGCAGUCCUAGGGGUGCCCUCAAGCUUGGCUUCUUCUGUACUAGGGGACAAAGCAGCGGUCAAGUCGGAGCAGCCAACUGCGUCCUGGAGAGCCGUGACGUCACCAGCUGUCGGGCGGAUUCUCCCCUGCCGCACAGCCUGCCUGCGAUACCUCCUGCUCGGCCUGCUCCUCACCUGCCUGCUGUUAGGAGUGGCCGCCAUCUGCCUGGGAGUGCGCUAUCUGCAGGUGUCUCAGCAGCUCCAGCAGACGAACAGGGUUCUGGAAGUCACUAACAGCAGCCUGAGGCAGCAGCUCCACCUCAAGAUAACGCAGCUGGGACAGAGUGCAGAGGAUCUGCAGGGGUCCAGGAGAGAGCUGGCGCAGAGUCAGGAAGCACUACAGGUGGAACAGAGGGCUCAUCAGGCGGCCGAAGGGCAGCUACAGGCCUGCCAGGCAGACAGACAGAAGACGAAGGAGACCUUGCAAAGUGAGGAGCAACAGAGGAGGGCCUUGGAGCAGAAGCUGAGCAACAUGGAGAACAGACUGAAGCCCUUCUUCACAUGCGGCUCAGCAGACACCUGCUGUCUGUCGGGAUGGAUAAUGCAUCAGAAAAGCUGCUUUUACAUCUCACUUACUUCAAAAAAUUGGCAGGAGAGCCAAAAACAAUGUGAAACUCUGUCUUCCAAGCUGGCCACAUUCAGUGAACUUUAUCCACAAUCACACUCUUACUACUUCUUAAAUUCACUGUUGCCAAAUGGUGGUUCAGGGAAUUCAUAUUGGACUGGCCUCAGCUCUAACAAGGAUUGGAAGUUGACUGAUGAUACACAACGCACUAGGACUUAUGCUCAAAGCUCAAAAUGUAACAAGGUACAUAAAACUUGGUCAUGGUGGACACUGGAGUCAGAGUCAUGUAGAAGUUCUCUUCCCUACAUCUGUGAGAUGACAGCUUUCAGGUUUCCAGAUUAGGACAGUCCUUUGCACUGAGUUGACACUCAUGCCAACAAGAACCUGUGCCCCUCCUUCCUAACCUGAGGCCUGGGGUUCCUCAGACCAUCUCCUUCAUUCUGGGCAGUGCCCAGCCACCGGCUGACCCACACCUGACACUUCCAGCCAGCCUGCUGCCUGCUCCCUCUUCCUGAAACUGGACUGUUCCUGGGAAAAGGGUGAAGCCACCUCUAGAAGGGACUUUGGCCUCCCCCCAAGAACUUCCCAUGGUAGAAUGGGGUGGGGGAGGAGGGCGCACGGGCUGAGCGGAUAGGGGCGGCCCGGAGCCAGCCAGGCAGUUUUAUUGAAAUCUUUUUAAAUAA
Molecule: messenger RNA, 1568 nt
Organism: Pan troglodytes (chimpanzee)
Lineage: Eukaryota; Metazoa; Chordata; Mammalia; Primates; Hominidae
Gene: CD72
Product: CD72 molecule
Exons: 9
Coding region: 148-1227 (359 amino acids)
Cellular component (GO): plasma membrane
Molecular function (GO): transmembrane signaling receptor activity
Source: RefSeq, a predicted model, not a curated record